Molecule: messenger RNA, 2781 nt
Organism: Phlebotomus papatasi
Lineage: Eukaryota; Metazoa; Arthropoda; Insecta; Diptera; Psychodidae
Product: paired box protein Pax-6-like
Exons: 9
Coding region: 910-2406 (498 amino acids)
Biological process (GO): regulation of transcription by RNA polymerase II; anatomical structure development
Molecular function (GO): DNA-binding transcription factor activity, RNA polymerase II-specific; RNA polymerase II cis-regulatory region sequence-specific DNA binding
Source: RefSeq, a predicted model, not a curated record
UCCACAGCUGUCAGACCGUGACCAUGGACCAAUGACAGUUACCAGGUGUGACUCCGCCCCCUCGUACUCUCCCACCGAAAUCGGGCGUUGUGCUCAUCAACGCGUAACGUUCGCUAAUUUCUGACAUGGUCGGACGCACUCUCUCUCGGUAAAUUUUGCGUGACACGUCCCCCAGAUGAGCUCCUGGUUUGGCGUGAAUCGUGCGUGAAUGCAGUCUCUUUUUUUCGUUUUGCUUCCCAUCACGGUCAGUUGAACAAAUGUCAAACGCACACAUCUGUCAAAAUUAUCUAUUUUUCCUGCAAAAGUUUUCCCGCCAAAAAAAGUAAAUAGCCAAAAAAAAACUGCGGAAACCAAAAAAAUAUGGAUUUUUUCAGUGUGAUCAAAAUUAUGUGAAUUUCCACUAGAUUUUCCCUAAAUUUUCCGGUCGGUUGUUGCAUUUAAAUCAACAAACAAACAAACAACAACAAGAGAAAAAAAGGUGGAAAAAAUAAUUCUUGGUGCAGUGUUUUAAAAUGUGAAAAAGGAAGCUUGAAAAAUCAGUUAUAAAAUAAAAGUUUAAAAAAAAGAGAAAGAAAAAGAAAAACAAAGAAAGGAAAAGUGAUAAGAGUGAAAAGUGACAAAAAGCAGAGCAAAUAUUUACAAAAAAAGAACAAAAAAAGAAUGCUUGGUAUCUUCAUCUUUGCCAUUAAUCCGGAAAAUAUUGUGAAAAUCUCCUGCAAAAGGCAUCAAAGGACCUCAAUGUGAAGUGAUACAGUGAAAAUUAGUAAAUUGGAAAAUUAUUCAAAAAAGAGAAAAAUAUUUAAAUAAUAUUUAGUGGGUGUUUUGUGACGCUGUUGUUGGACUAAAUUCAAACUGAUUGGAACCGGCCUUCAUCAUUCGUCCCGAGAUGGGGCUGAAACCUUCUGGAAAAUGCCGCACAAAGAGCACAUAAUGAGCCAUCACGGGCACGCGACUUCAGUGUCCCAGAGUGCCCUUUUCGGCUGCUCUACGGCCGGUCAUUCGGGCAUUAAUCAACUGGGCGGAGUCUAUGUCAAUGGGCGCCCUCUGCCCGACAGUACACGUCAGAAGAUUGUCGAAUUGGCCCAUUCGGGUGCCCGACCCUGCGACAUCUCGCGGAUUCUUCAGGUGAGCAAUGGAUGCGUUAGUAAGAUUCUGGGCCGCUACUACGAGACAGGGAGCAUCAAACCGAGGGCUAUUGGGGGCUCUAAGCCCCGUGUGGCUACGACACCGGUGGUGCAGAAGAUAGCCGACUACAAACGAGAGUGCCCGAGUAUCUUCGCAUGGGAAAUCAGGGAUCGGCUGUUGUCGGAAGCCGUGUGCAAUAGUGACAACAUACCCAGUGUGUCAUCGAUAAAUCGAGUACUGCGAAAUUUGGCAUCGCAGAAAGAGCAGCAAGUACAGCAACAGAGUGAAACGGUUUAUGACAAACUGAGAAUGUUCAAUGGACAGUCAAGUGGUUGGGCAUGGUAUCCAGGCGGUGCCGGUGCUCCCCAUCUAUCUCUACCACCAGCAACACCAGCCGCUGCAGCUGCCGUAGCCAAUCUAACGGCUGCCGUUAGCGGUGCCACGGGUUUGGCCAGGGAAGAUCUUCAUAAAAGAGAUCUCUUUGGAAGUGAUAUAUCGCACGCAAAUAGCCACGAAUCAACUUCCGACGGAGCUUCGGAGCACAAUUCGUCCGGUGACGAAGAUUCACAAAUGAGAUUGCGUCUGAAACGAAAAUUACAACGAAAUCGCACAUCAUUUACAAAUGAGCAAAUAGAUAGUCUCGAGAAAGAAUUCGAAAGGACGCACUAUCCGGAUGUUUUUGCGCGGGAAAGACUGGCUGAGAAAAUAGGGUUACCCGAAGCAAGGAUACAGGUUUGGUUUUCAAAUAGACGUGCCAAAUGGCGCCGAGAAGAGAAACUCCGAACACAGAGACGCUCAAGUCAAAUCUGUGACAGUGCACCAGCUCCUCCAACCACCUCAGCCGAGACACAACCCUCCAGUGCACCUCCGCCCACAAAUGGUACCGCUACUCCCGGUCCAAGUCCACCUCUCACAUCAGCAACUCCCCGCCUACCCCUCAAUUCGGGCUUCAAUUCAAUGUACGCCACGAUACCUCAACCAAUCGCCACUAUCAGUGACACCUACAGCUCUAUGACGACGUCAUCGUGUCUGCAACAGAGAGACUAUCCCUACAUCUUUCACGAUCCACUGUCAUUGAGCGCCACCUAUGCCACUCACCCGCGAACUCCGUGCAAUCCAGCGACGGCCCAUCAACAACCAUCGACGCAACAUGCUUCGUACGCCAGUAGCGCCACUGCACCAACAAGUACAGGUGUUAUUUCGGCCGGAGUCUCGGUACCAGUUCAAAUACCUGCCCACAGUACUGAUAUCAGUGCCAGUUACUGGCCGCGUCUUCAGUGAUCUUUGGCGUCUUCGCGUCUUGACUGAAUCCCGCCAAAACGCCAUCUCUAUUUUCCCGCGCAAAACAUCACCCAAUUGUACAAGCAAUAAAUAAAUAAAAAAAAACAACAACAACAAAAAGAACAUUAUACAUUCCAUUGGACAUCACACAAUUUUAAGAAAGAGAGAGAAUUUAAGAAAAAAAAAGAAAAAGAAACUAAAGAGAAGCGAUUUAAGAAAAAAAAAAUCAACAAAAAGACAUUAAAAAAGAAGAAUUAAAAGAAAAUUUAAGAAAAAAGACAAGAAAUAGGUAAAUAAGAAAGAAAAAAAAAGAAUAAAUUAAGAUAAAAAGAUGUAUGUGUAGUUUGUGAAUAAAUAUGACAUAUGAAUUUUCAA